Ipomoea nil (Japanese morning glory) is the source of this 799-nucleotide messenger RNA. RefSeq names its product NAC domain-containing protein 101-like. Lineage: Eukaryota; Viridiplantae; Streptophyta; Magnoliopsida; Solanales; Convolvulaceae. The coding region runs from base 53 to 685 and encodes 210 amino acids. Gene Ontology annotation, biological process: regulation of DNA-templated transcription. Gene Ontology annotation, molecular function: DNA binding. The transcript is spliced from 2 exons. The record is from RefSeq and is a predicted model, not a curated record.
UGUUUUCUGAAUUCCCCAAAACGACAACCAAGUACUACGUGCAAUAAUAGCCAUGGAACGACAAGAACAUAUUCCAGACGGCUACAUAUUUCGUCCAACAGACGCAGAGCUCCUGGGCUAUCUUGCCCUAUUUGUCACCGGAAACCCCGUAUUAUCCACGGUUCCGAUUAUGGAGUCUGAUCUAUACAACGGAGAGGAGCCAUGGAAGAUAUUCCAACGCUCAAGAGACAAGGUUUUAUACAUUUUUGCUACCUUAAAAAGGAGGAGUUCCAGCGAUUCACGUUACAUCCGGACGGUCGGAGAUGGAAAGGGUACAUGGAAGGCACAAGACAGAGGAAAACCGAUUUACAGAUACGAUGAUGAUGAUGAUGAUGAUGACAACCAACAGUCGAGACAACUUAUCGGAUACAAGAGGAGUUUGAGGUACGAGAAGAGUGGAUCGAAGCAUGACCGGCGAUUCUUGAUGAAAGAAUAUUAUUUUCCCAGUAAUAUAAGAGCCACAUUGAAAAGGCCAUUGAAUGACAUUGUACUUUGUAGAAUCAAGAGGAAACAAAAUAAUAGAGAGAUUAUGGGUUUCGAGAGUGAAUCAAUUGAAGCACGAGACAUCGGAGACAUUAUCGGCGAAUUGGCGACGAAAUCUUGUAGUUAUUCGGAAGUUAACUCUCUUCUAGAGACGUCGCAUUAGUCCGAAUGAAUUGAAGAAGAUAGUUUUCAUUGUUCCUUUUCGGGCGACCAGUAUUUAGUUUAUGUAUUUUUUUGAGUGAAGAAUGUAAACUGGCUUAGCCUAACUUAUCCCUAU